Pocillopora verrucosa is the source of this 1328-nucleotide messenger RNA. The record is from RefSeq and is a predicted model, not a curated record. Lineage: Eukaryota; Metazoa; Cnidaria; Anthozoa; Scleractinia; Pocilloporidae.
CCUUCACCCUUCUUUUUUUCUUCCGGCAUCUAAAAAUGGCUGGCAAUUUGCCUACUCAGCUUAUAGUGUACUGCUCUUUCUAAUGGGAAAAGUUGAUUUUUUUAGGGUUGUAUUUCAGGGUGAUAAGACAACGUUCUUCCCUGGUGAAGUUAUCCACGGUAAUGUUAACGUUAAGGUAAACAGCGAUCUUAAACUUCGCGGCAUUCGAGUGGAAUUCCACGGGGAAGCGAAGGUCUACUUGUCUGGCGGAGAUCAUAGGAGAAAGCGCCCAGCCAAUAGUGAAGAGUACAUUAACCUGGUAGCCACUUUGUAUGGGAAAGCACCUGAGCAGUCUGGUGAAAAUCCAGUGCUAGGGCCUGGAGAGUACAGCUUUCCAUUCCAGUUUCACAUGCCAAGUGAUAACCUACCAACAUCCGUUGAAGGAAACUUUGGUCAUGUGCGAUACUGGCUUAAAGCUUUCAUCGAUCGUCCAUGGAGAUUUGACAUUACAACAAAAUCAGUGUUCACUGUUAUUGAACGUGUUGACAUAAAUCUAACACCAGGCUUAUUGCAACCUUGUCAAGUUGAAAAAGAACAACAGUAUGGAUUUGCUUGCUUGGCUGGCCCUAUAAAUGUGACUGUUCAAACAGACAGAGGAGGUUACUGUCCAGGGGAAUCUAUUGCAUUUUCAGCAUUCAUUAACAACCAAUCAGGCUGCGGACUCAGUGGGGCAGAGAUUAUUCUGUAUCAAAUUUCAGUCUACACAAUUAAGGGUGGUAUGAGUUCAGGUAAAACAUCAGGAAAGCGUGUAAAUGAAAUUGUGGCUUCAUUAAAGAGAGAUGAGAUCAGAGGAGUUGGAGAUCAUCACCUGGAGAUGGUACCACUUAAAAUUCCCUCCCUUCCCCCCACAAUGUCAAGUUGUAGCUGUAUUAAGAUAUCAUAUGAAGUGAAGUUCAUCCUCCAUGUCAGUGGAUGGAGAGCAAAGGACCUUAUUCUAUCAGUUCCAUUAACAAUAGGCUCUGUACCUUACCAACCACCAGUUCUUCCAACAUCUGUGGAACCCUCAGCUCCCCCACUCUCCCCUCCCCCCUACUCUGAAGGUCAGACAUACCCUGGUGUGGUUCUUCCAUCGUACGCAGAAUGUGUGUAUGGUGGGGUGUCUGUUCGUGACGAGAAUGAUUCCAACGACAUGAUGAGUGACUCAACCUUCACUCCAAUGUAUCCGUUUGUUAGCCAUUACGAGGUUCCCUCUGCUGCAAGCCAAGACUCUGCUACUGUGGCUGCUGCUCAACAGCCACAAGCCUCAUCUAGUAAAGUGCCUCUGCCUUAAAUUUGAACAUUUGUACAAU